Molecule: messenger RNA, 651 nt
Organism: Guyanagaster necrorhizus
Lineage: Eukaryota; Fungi; Basidiomycota; Agaricomycetes; Agaricales; Physalacriaceae
Exons: 5
Coding region: 1-651 (216 amino acids)
Source: RefSeq, a predicted model, not a curated record
AUGCACUAUUAUGAAAGUCAAGAAAAGGGAAAAGUGAAUUGGUCAAAGACCUUUGAUCAAGGUCUAUGCCAUGAGCCAGCCAUUGUCCUUUAUAACAAGUCUGCCACUAGCUUGAUUGUCUCUGAGCAUCAGCAUUACUUUUCACACUGGUUCUUGAUUAGUUCAAUAGCCUUUGAGCAUUGGCUGUCACUUCUGGACACCAUUGCUUCACUAGUGUACACUUGUGUUAUUAAGUCCAAAGGCUUUGCCAUUUACUGGAAGAAUGGCAAGUUUAUAUCUCAUCCCAAGAUUCCUUUAGAAUCCCUCAAAGCACUGGAUGCAAACCCAGCUUCAACACCACCAGCUUCAGCAACCUCACUGGAACUCUCUCUUUACACAGCUGCCUGGUCUCCUAACCCCCAGCCUACUGCCUCAGCAUUUAUUGCUGCUCUAGUCUCUGAAUUACUAGCAUACCAUAUGACUUACUAUGCAGAGUGUCAUCAUGAGAUAAUGGCUAACAAUUAUGUGGGCUGGGAUAAGCUUAGCAAUCAGCUGAUUAUGAUUGCAAAUACAACUCUUGUUGAUGAAUGCAUGUCUAUUCCACUUGCCAGUCAAAGGAUCAUCCUAGCAAGUCCUGCACAAAUAAGGAUAAAUGAUGUUGAGACAGAGUGA